Messenger RNA from Diceros bicornis minor, 963 nucleotides. Its product is annotated as olfactory receptor 5A1-like. Gene Ontology annotation, biological process: sensory perception of smell; G protein-coupled receptor signaling pathway. Gene Ontology annotation, cellular component: membrane. NCBI's taxonomy places the organism in Eukaryota, Metazoa, Chordata, Mammalia, Perissodactyla, Rhinocerotidae. Bases 1 to 963 code for a protein of 320 amino acids. The record is from RefSeq and is a predicted model, not a curated record. Gene Ontology annotation, molecular function: odorant binding; G protein-coupled receptor activity; olfactory receptor activity. The transcript has a single exon.
AUGGCAUCAAGCAUGUCCAUGGAAUGGGACAGAAAUCACACCUCUGUGUCCACCUUUGUUCUCCUGGGACUCUCAGAUGGAAAAGAGAUACAGCUUCUCCUCUUCCCAAUUUUCUUAGGGAUCUACCUUAUGACCCUCAUCUGGAACCUGGGUCUCAUCAUCCUAAUCAGGAUGGACUCCCACCUCCACACACCUAUGUACUUUUUUCUAAGUUUCUUGUCAUUUUUAGACAUCUGCUAUUCUUCUUCCAACAGCCCAAGAAUGCUUUCAGACUUCUUAAAGGAUGAAAAAACAAUUUCCUUCAUUUCCUGUGCCACCCAGUAUUUUUCUGGGUGCUGGAUGGGUCAAGCUGAGUGCUGCCUCUUGGCCGCCAUGGCCUAUGACAGAUAUGUUGCUAUUGGUAGUCCUCUGCAGUACUCAGCCAUCAUGGCUCCCGGCCUCUGUCAGAAGAUGGUUGCUGGGGCCUAUGGGAGUGGUUUCCUUGGCAGCUUAGUUCAAACAGUUUCUUGCUUUCAUCUCUACUAUUGUGGGCCCAAUAUCAUUCAAAAUUUCUACUGUGAUGUAACCCAGAUUAUUUCCUUGUCUUGUUCUGAUGCCUAUAUCAGCCAAAUGAUUCUGUUUCUGGAAUCUAUUUUUGUUGGGUUUGGUUCCUUCUGUGUUAUCAUCUUAUCCUAUGCAUUCAUUGUAGCUUCCAUCCUGAAACUAUCCUCCAUCAAAGGUAGUGCUAAAGCCUUCAAUACCUGUGCCUCCCACCUGGUAGUUGUGACAAUAUUCUAUGGCACAAGCCUCUUUAUGUACCUGCAUCCUAGCUCUAACCACUCCAAGAUGCAGAACAAGGUGUUGUGUGUGUUCUAUAUUAUCCUAAUUCCCAUGUUAAACCCUCUUAUCUAUAGUUUGAGGAACAAGGAGAUCAAAGAGGCCCUCAAGAGGAUGGCAAAGACAGCAACACAUUUAUCUCAGUAA